AUGGCCAUCUUCGGCUCCCCAGCAAACCCCCCUGCUCGCCAGCAGGCUCAGCAACGAAAUGCUGCCGCUGACAUCGCCCCAUGGGAUCUCAGACCCCCAAAUGACGACGAAAUCGCUCCUUGGGAACGAGGUCCUCAAGCCCAGAUCACAGGCAUACGCCCCUUCAACCAGUCCUACUUCAACGAUGCAACCCCUCGUGAGGCUCAACCUUCCGUGCGACCGGAUACUGCCAAAACAAACAUCUCAGACUCCCCGGACUUUGACGCCGACGCUCGCCGCCCUUCAAUAGCCAGCGCCACUACCAUCAGCAGUACUGGUUCAAGAGGGAGUGCCGUCAACGGACGUUUCCACAAGAGUCUUAAGGGUUUCUUUGGCGAAGAUCCCACCGACUCACGCAAGGGCUCAACCGCAAAUCUGCCCGACCAGGUUCAACCAAAUCUUUUCGCAGAGAAGCCGCCCCAGAGGAGUGGCUCCGUUCAGACACAGAAUACUGCAGAGGAGCGGCCAAAGACCCCUGCUCCCCCUCCAUCAAGUGAAGUCACCCCCUGGGCAUAUCAGAACUUCGAGGACGUCUCAAAUUUUGGGUCUGCUCCUAUACGGCAGCCCCCUCAGAAUGAAUCAGUUGCACCAAACAACAGUUCAAGUGCCCCCUUGCACCGCCGGGGUCUCUUACACCGCCAUACUAGAAGUAAGGAGGAUCCUCCCAAGGGCCAACAGGCCACGAGUGCCAUUCCCAAACGUCCAUCUACGAGUCGAGAAUCUUCAACAAGUAACCUUGGUCAUUUCCGAGGAACCCCCCAGACCAGCACUCCGAUGAGCUCCUCCACCGCUCUUCCUCGCAACACGAGUCCUGGUCCUGGAUCUCGCAAAGAAGCCUCUGCCCCCACGGAGAAGCGCUCAAUCUUUUCCAAACUCAAGCACCGCCAUCACAAGGAGAAACAACCUCCACAACCCGAACCUUUACGCACCGCCAUCGAGCCUGUAAGCCCACCGGAAGAACUUAAGAAGCCCAGAUCGCACUCAAAUCGCGCAAAUACAUCUGAUAGUCAGGACAACAAACGAGACAGGGAAACUAGUGUGGCCUCUGUUGACAGUGCCUCUACUAUCAAAGCCUCAGACAGUUCCCCAAAGGUCGAUCGCACCUAUACAGCACAAUCAACCAAGUCUAGUCGGUUUGGACGGCAUGGAAGACACCGUGGUCCAAGUUUCCAGCAAGAGCCGCUCGAGAGGAAAACCACGGCCACACAGGCACCAAUGCAAGCUGGUGUUUUCAAUCUCGACACCAAUUUUGACGAUAUGUCGGAUAUCAUUGCCCAGCCUCAGGUUCCCAAGACCCCUGUCGACCCUGGAAUAUUUACCGGCAGCAAGAUUGCCCAGACUCCAGCAUCUGAGAUCUCUGCGCCUGCAUGGGAUGCCCCCGACAGUUGGGCUGUCAAAGGCCAAGAAGACGAGGUGCUGGAUGCUUUACCUGAAGCUAAUGAAGAUGGCCUACCUGCAAUUCAGGAGGAGGACGGCAUCUCAUAUUUCAUGCGAGUCUUUAGAAGUGAUGGCACUUUUGCAACCCUGUCCAUGUCCAUCAAUGCAACGGUGGGCGAGGUCUUACAAUCCUUGGCCAAGAAGUCUGUUCUUCACGAUUCAAUCGACAACUACCAGUUACUCAUGCGCAAGCACCAGCUAUCGCGGCAGCUUGGAGGCUCAGAGAGGCCUGUGGCGAUGCAGAAGAAAUUACUACAACUCGCAGGGUAUACGGACCGAGAUCGAAUUGAAGAUAUUGGUCGCGAAGACAACAGUUAUCUGAUACGCUUCACUUUCUCCCAUGAAAAACAGACUGGCUAUGGUAGUGGCCUCGACAAUGAUCCUGCGUUCAACAAGAUGCAAAAGUUCAGUCAUGUGGAUCUCCAAGGGAAAUCUUUGGUUACCAUUCCCAUCAUCCUAUACACCAAAGCCUCGGAAAUCAUCUCCAUUAAUCUGUCUCGGAACAUAGCCUUGAGGGUGCCGAAAGACUUCGUUACUGCUUGCAUCAAUCUCCGUGAAAUCAAGUUCACUGGCAACGAGGUCUGGCGCUUACCGCCUAGCUUGGCUUGGGCAACCCGGUUGACCGUGCUUGAUGUCUCCAACAAUCGCCUAGAACAAUUAGAACAUGCAGAGCUACAUCGCUUGAUGGGACUUGGGAGCUUGAAGCUCGCAAACAACAAACUGACGGCGCUUCCGGCGAACUUUGCCCAUUUCCGCCAACUACGUAGCCUGAACUUAUCCUCCAACAAUUUCACCACCUUUCCCGAGCAUAUUUGUGCUCUCAAGUCUCUAGUCGACCUCGAUAUCAGUUUCAACAAAUUAUCUUCCCUACCGAAGAUCUCUCAACUUAUCACUCUGGAACGACUCUGGGUGACCAACAAUGAUUUGAAAGGGCCAUUCAAUGAAAGCUUCAAAAGCUUGGUCAAUCUGAAAGAGAUCGAUGCUCGCUUCAAUGGGAUCACCGAUAUCGAUAGCGUGGCUCAGCUUCCGAAUCUAGAACAGUUACUGGUGGGUCACAAUAAUAUCACCACUUUCAAAGGCUGCUUCCAGAAACUCCGCGUCCUAGUUCUGGAUCAUUGCCCGAUCACUUCCUUUGAGCUUGAACAGUCCGUUCCCACCUUGACGAGCCUUAAUAUUGCUUCAGCAAAAUUGGUCGAGUUCAAGGAAUCGCUGUUUGAUUUUUGUCCCAACCUACAGAAGCUGAAUCUGGACAAAAACCAUCUUUCAUCUAUGUCUUCGCAGAUUGGAAGAUUGUCAAAACUUGAAUUCCUCAGCAUGGCCAAAAAUCCUCUGAACCUGAUCCCUCCUUCUAUUGGCAAUCUGGUAGAGCUUAAAUUCCUGAACUUGAGGGAAUGCAACAUCAAAAGUCUGCCGCCAGAGAUCUGGUACUGUCGGAAAUUAGAAACGUUGAACGUCUCUUCCAACGUGUUGGAAACGUUCCCUAAGCAGAAUGCUGCUCCACCUCCCAAUGAUGCCAGAGACUUGACUCCAGCCACGACUCCAGGUCUCUCGACUUCACCCAGCUUCGAAGAGCUCGGGAAGCUGGAAGACUUCCAGGCCCGAAGGCCUAGCCAAGCGUCUGCAGGGAUGAUGAGCAUUGGCAGUUCACCUGGUGGCGGACGGAAGAAUUCAGUCGCUUCAAUACCGGGUCAUCGAAAGGCUUCCGUGAUAUCAAGGACCAACACCGAAUAUUCCAUGAGUCCAGCUACGCGAAAAGAUUCCAAUAUCUCCCAGGCCAGGCUUCAAAACACCUUUGGCGGAUCGCUACGAUAUCUCUACUUGGCAGACAACCGACUUGAAGAUGACGUGUUUCGUGAGCUAGUCCUACUUCCGGAGCUGCGUGUCUUGAAUUUGUCAUACAACGAGCUUGAUGAUUUCCCUCAGGGAGUACUGCGGCGAUGGACUCAAUUAAGCGAACUGUAUCUCUCAGGCAAUGAGCUCACAUCACUCCCGUCGGAUGAUCUCGAGGAGAACAGCAAUUUAAGGGUAUUGCACCUGAAUGUCAACCGUUUCCAAGUACUUCCAGCUGAACUCUGCAACGUACACAAAUUAGCGACGCUAGAUGUGGGAAGCAAUUCACUGAAGUACAACGUCUCGAAUUGGCCGUAUGACUGGAAUUGGAAUCGCAAUACAAAUCUUAAGUACUUGAACUUCUCCGCCAACAAAAGGUUGGAGAUCAAGCCGGCAGCUCACCAGAAUCAGUCACAAUUCAAUUCAAUGAGUGGCGAGCAAACAACUGAUCUCACCAGCUUCAAUACCUUGAAAUAUCUGAGAGUGCUGGGGUUGAUGGACGUGACCCUCCUGACUAACACCAUCCCUGACGAUAACGAAGAUCGUCGAGUCAGAACCUCAGCAUCUUUGGUUGGUGCUUUAAUGUACGGCAUGGCAGAUACGUUGGGCAAAAACGAGCACCUUUCAACCCUUGAUCUCCUCAAGCCAAACUUUAGGGGUCAUGAUGCCGAAAUCCUCAUUGGGCUAUUCGACGGUCAAAGCAUGUCCAGUGGUGGCUCCCGGGUGGCGAAGUACUUGCAUGAGAACUUCCCUGCGAUGUUCUAUGAUGAGCUCAAAAGGUCUGAGGCAACUAAAGACACGCCGGUAGAUGCUCUUCGACGGACUUUCCUGUCUCUCAAUAAGGACAUGGCGAAUUUUGCCAGCAGCAAUUUCGAUACCAAGGAGCAUCGAUUGGCUAACGGCCAUAGAGGUUCUACAGUGGCAAAUAUUCUGGGUCCAGAUGAUCUUACCUCGGGCGGUGUGGCCACCGUUAUGUAUCUCAAUGGGACAGAGCUACACGUCGCCAAUGUCGGCGAUGCAGAGGCGAUUCUCAUUCAGUCCAAUGGUCAGCAUCGUGAGUUGACAAGAAAACAUGAUCCCGCGGAGCAUCGUGAAAGAGAAAGGAUACGAGAGGCGGGAGGCUAUGUCUCGAGACAAGGCAAGCUCAAUGAUGCCCUUGAAGUCAGUCGAGCAUUCGGUUAUUAUAGCCACAUGCCGUGCGUGAUUGCGGCGCCACAUACAUUCAACUGUGGCCUGACUGAAUCCGACGAGCUAAUUGUAGUUGCCACGAAGGAAUUUUGGGAUUACGUCACGGUUGACUUGGCCGUGGAUGUCGCCCGAGCUGAGAAGACUGAUCUCAUGCUCGCGGCACAAAAGCUUCGAGAUCUGGCAAUGGCAUAUGGAGCAAGAGAUAAGAUUAUGGUGAUGGUGCUGGGUAUCUCAGAUCUGAGGAAGAGAGGCAGUCAUCGUUUCCGUGGCACUAGUCUUUCCAUGGCCAAAGAGCUUGGUCUCGACGAGGGAACUAUCUUUCCAACCAGGAAAAAGAGAAGAGAUCAAACGUUGGUUGGCGAUUCUCGCCUGGCUAGACUUGAAGAGCCAGAAGCACCCAUUGGGGAAGUGGCUAUUUGCUUCACCGAUAUCAAAAACUCGACGGCAUUGUGGGAAAUUCUGCCCGUGCCCAUGAGAUCGGCUAUAAUGAUGCACAACGAACUUAUGAGACGACAACUGCGAAUUAUCGGUGGCUAUGAGGUGAAGACUGAAGGCGACGCUUUCAUGGUGUCUUUUCCCACUGUGACUUCUGCGUUGCUCUGGUGUUUCAGCUGUCAGAGUCAUCUCCUAGAACAAAACUGGCCAACGGAGAUUCUCGAGACAGUUCACUGCCAAGAGAAGCUCGAUGCGGACCAGAACCGGAUUUAUCGUGGACUCUCUGUGAGGAUGGGGCUCCACUGGGGCCGACCUGUGUGUGAGCAAGAUCCUAUCACGAGGAGAAUGGAUUACUUUGGCCCUAUGGUCAACAAGGCAGCCAGAGUAUCAGCGGUUGCUGAUGGUGGACAAAUCAGCGUCAGCACUGACUUUAUUGCUGAAAUCCAGCGGACCUUGGAGGCAUAUGCCGACGAUGAUCGGCGAGACUCGGUGGGUUCAGAGGAUACAGUCAACGAUGAUCCUCUGGCAAAUCAGAUACGACGUGAACUUAGACAACUGAGCAGCCAGGGUUUUGAGGUUAAGGAUCUCGGCGAGAAAAAGCUCAAGGGUCUUGAGAAUCCUGAGUAUCUCUAUCUGAUGUAUCCCCACUCCCUUGCAGGGCGUUUGACCAUUCCGCCAGGGGCUGAGAACAAGGUCCAACUGGGUGGUGACACUCCCAAUGCAAACGAGGAGAAAUCUGGACCUGGGGCUCUGGGUAAGAACACUAGAUUGAAUCUAGAGCUUGAUGAGGUUUGGAAACUUUGGGAUAUCGCAUUGAGAUUGGAGAUGCUCUGCAGCUGCCUCGAAACACCAGAUCGUGCAGCUGGCUUGCAAAAGCCGGAAUUGAGCCUCCUAACGCGGAUGAAGGAACGAGGCGGAGUGCAAACGGAUAGCUUCAUGAUGAAUUUGUUGGAGCACCAGGUGACCAGAGUCGAAUCAUGUGUAACUACACUGCAACUACGGCACAUGUUACAGCCGUUCCAAAAAGGCACUCCCCUUGUUGACCAAGCAGCUCCUAUCGCAGGGUUGUUGAGCCAAAUCUCUGAACUGCUCAGACAGGCCAACAGAUUGAAGGUAGGAGGACAAGCAGCCCAGGUAGAAGAGAUCGACCAAUAUGAAAUUGUCGACGAAGACGUGGAUGAGAGCGAUGAUGACGCUGAAAGUGCAGUGGAAGACACAGACUCGGAUUGA
Molecule: messenger RNA, 6159 nt
Organism: Exophiala aquamarina CBS 119918
Lineage: Eukaryota; Fungi; Ascomycota; Eurotiomycetes; Chaetothyriales; Herpotrichiellaceae
Product: adenylate cyclase
Exons: 2
Coding region: 1-6159 (2052 amino acids)
Biological process (GO): cAMP biosynthetic process; intracellular signal transduction
Molecular function (GO): protein binding; magnesium ion binding; adenylate cyclase activity
Source: RefSeq, a predicted model, not a curated record